Cladocopium goreaui is the source of this 739-nucleotide messenger RNA. Lineage: Eukaryota; Dinophyceae; Suessiales; Symbiodiniaceae. The record is from the annotation of a GenBank genome assembly.
AGAAACGAUGCGCGACUGCCACGGCAUCAGAUCGUUGAUCAGGUGUCUCUUGGAGCUCCACAUCGAUGACCCUCAGUUGGUGCGCCUGGCUGCGGCCGCCGUGUUAACGCGUGAGAAGGGUCUCGGCUGGAGCACUGAGGAGAUGGAGUCGGUUCGACAAGAGCUGAAACAACUUGAAGGUGCUUGGCGGAGAUUUCUCUCAGGCCCCGCUGCGGAGAAAUCCGUGGAGCGCCUUGCGGCGCUGCAUUUAGCCUUCAGGGAGAUGGAGGAGGCAGUGCUGAAGAGCGUGCCCAUCCCAUCCCUGGAAGAACUGAUCUUACGGGUUGCGCGGAUACAGCUGGGAGGUAGCUUCAGUUGUCUCGAGGAUGUGGAGGCUGCCGUUCUUUGGCCCCGAGGGGGUGGUCUCUCAGCCAUCGCUGAGGAUGCUCUCUCCACCUGCCUCAGCUCUUCGAAGUUGGGCGUGGGUGGUGCCUCCCGUGUGGCAUGCCUCGUGGGGGCCAUGCUUUCACCGAAGGAGAUGCUCGAGAGUCCUCCUACUACUAGGUCCAGCAGCAUGUGCGAUGCCAGCGCAACCGGGGUAACCGGGAGCGGCGCCAUGGUGUGCUGAGGUCUCCCAUGCAGUAGACGGGUACCUCGACGCCUGAGAAGUGACUCCAUGCGACGCCAGACUGAUGACUUGGGUUUGUUUAAGGUGUGAAAAAAAAUCCCAAUGGGAAAUCCACUACUUGCGGAAUCUAUA